This is a messenger RNA of Tachysurus vachellii, 4003 nucleotides long. It is a transcript of the gene loxl3b, whose product is annotated as lysyl oxidase-like 3b. Gene Ontology annotation, cellular component: membrane. Gene Ontology annotation, biological process: peptidyl-lysine oxidation. Gene Ontology annotation, molecular function: copper ion binding; protein-lysine 6-oxidase activity. The coding region runs from base 187 to 2727 and encodes 846 amino acids. The record is from RefSeq and is a predicted model, not a curated record. NCBI's taxonomy places the organism in Eukaryota, Metazoa, Chordata, Actinopteri, Siluriformes, Bagridae. The transcript has 17 exons.
CUGGCACAUUUAUUCUUUCAGUUCGCUCUUUGCAGUAGCUAUGUCGAGUCUUCAGCGAUCUAAGCCAUUUUAUAGCCUUUUCCCAUUGUGUUAAACACUAAAAAAAAAAAAACCGUCUUCAGGUCAUCGAAGCAAAACUGAACAGGAUCGAUAAGAUUUUUAAAAAAAAAAAAAAAAGAUCCAGCUAUGGAGCAGACUCAGUGGUGGAGACACAUAAUCUUCUUCUUUCUUGCCUUUUGGGUUUCAUCAUGCUUUGCUCAGACAGCGUCCACUGUGCGCCCAAGUACCACCCCAAGAGUUAAGUCACCCGAGCAUCUGAAGUUUCGACUUACUGGUCAUCCACGAAAGCAUAAUGAGGGAAGAAUUGAGGUUUUCUAUAAGGGUGAAUGGGGAACCAUCUGUGAUGAUGACUUCUCACUGGCCAAUGCUCAUGUGCUCUGUCGCCAGCUCGGGUUUGUCUCUGCUACAGGCUGGGCCCACAGUGCCAAAUACGGCAAAGGCACAGGUAAGAUCUGGUUAGAUAACGUGCAGUGCAGUGGCAGUGAGAGAAGUAUAUCAGUGUGUAAGUCACGUGGAUGGGGCAACAGUGAUUGUACUCAUGAUGAAGAUGCUGGAGUGAUCUGUAAGGAUGAGAGGCUGCCAGGAUUUGUUGACUCCAACAUCAUAGAGGUGCAGGUGGAUGAAAGGAAUGUGGAGGAGGUGCGUCUCCGGCCGGUGGUGUCAAGCAAGCGUCUGCCAGUGAUAGAGGGAGUGGUGGAAGUGAGGUAUAAAGAGAGCUGGGCCCAGAUCUGUGAUAACGGAUGGACACCUAAAAACUCAAGAGUUGUCUGUGGAAUGAUGGGUUUCCCCCAUGAGAGGAAGGUCAACAAGAACUUCUACAAAAAUCUAAGAAAGAGAUCCGCUGAACAAAAAGUCAAAAUUCGAGUAAAAGCAAACAGGCAAGAAGCCAAAGCUAAAGCUAUAACUAAAGUUAGCUUUAAGUCUAAACCUCGCAACUCGGCCACAGACAAAAGACUGUAUGCAGAGAGGCAGAAGAAUCACUUCCUGGUUCACUCUGUGGCUUGUUUAGGCACAGAGGUUCACCUAGCUGCCUGUCCUCUGGAGUUCAACCUAGUCAAUAGCACGGACACAUGCCAAGGUGGCAUGCCUGCUGUUGUCAGCUGUGUGCCUGGACCGGAAUAUGCGCAAAAUCGUGCCAUGAAGAAACAUCUCAAAUCCUCGGGCACAGUGCGUCUAAAAGGUGGGGCAAAGACAGGAGAGGGCCGUGUAGAAGUGCUGAAGGGCAGUGAAUGGGGGACGGUGUGUGAUGAUCGCUGGAACAUGCAGACUGCCAGCGUGGUGUGCAGAGAACUGGGCUAUGGAUCCGCUAAGGAGGCCCUUACUGGAGCUCGAAUGGGACAAGGCAUUGGUCCAAUCUACAUGAAUGAGGUCCAGUGCACAGGUCAUGAGCGUUCUCUGUGGAACUGUCGCUAUAAGAACAUUACUGAUGAAGACUGCAAGCACACAGAGGAUGCUGCAGUCCGAUGUAACGUGCCAUACAUGGGGUUUGAGAAAACGAUGCGUAUCACAGGCGGUCGUACACCCUACGAGGGCCGUGUGGAAGUGUUGCGCACCAGUACUAAUGGAACACAACACUGGGGUCUGAUCUGUGGAGAAGGCUGGGGUACCAAAGAGGCCAUGGUGGUGUGCAGACAGCUGGGCCUUGGAUAUUCCAACCACGGCCUGCAAGUACGGUUGGUGGGGGGGCGUUCGGAGUAUGAGGGGAAAGUGGAAGUUUGGGUGGGUCAGCGCUGGGGCAGUGUGUGCAGUGAGGGCUGGACCACCAGAGAGGCCAUGGUGGCUUGCAGACAGCUAGGGCUGGGUUUCAGCAUGCAUGCUAUUACUGAAACGUGGUACUGGGAUGGCAGUAACGUGACUAACAUGGUGAUGAGCGGUGUGAAGUGUACAGGAAACGAACUCUCCCUCAGCCAGUGUCAGCAUCACAAAACAGUCACCUGUUCGAAAACAGCCGCACGGUUCUCCGCAGGGGUUAUAUGCUCAGAGACUGCAUCUGAUCUGGUUCUGAACGCAUCUCUGGUGCAGCAGACGGCAUAUAUUGAGGACCGUCCGCUGCACAUGCUGUACUGUGCUGCAGAGGAGGACUGUUUGUCUAAAAGUGCUGCGAAAGUUAACUGGCCCUAUGGCCACCGCCGCCUGCUUCGCUUUUCCUCACAGAUCCACAACAUUGGUCGUGCUGACUUCAGGCCUAAAGCUGGACGCCACUCCUGGGUUUGGCACGCAUGCCAUGGGCAUUAUCACAGCAUGGAUAUCUUCACACACUAUGACCUGCUGAGUUCCAAUGGCACCAAGGUUGCAGAGGGACACAAAGCUAGCUUCUGUCUAGAAGACAGUGACUGUCAUGAGGGUGUUUCCAAGCGUUAUGAAUGUGCUAAUUUUGGAGAGCAGGGCAUCACAGUAGGAUGCUGGGAUCUCUAUCGACAUGAUAUCGACUGUCAGUGGAUCGACAUCACUGAUGUGAAACCAGGAAAUUACAUUAUGCAGGUUGUAAUAAAUCCUAAUUUUGAGGUGUCUGAGAGCGACUACACAAAUAAUGCAAUGAAAUGCAACUGCAAAUAUGAUGGCCAUAGGAUCUGGUUUCACAACUGUCAUACUGGUGAUGCAUUCAGUGAGGAGGCCGAGAGGAAUUUUGAGAGAUACCCAGGACAGCUCAAUAAUGAGAUCUCCUAAUCCAUAUCGGCAGAUCAUUUAAAAAAUGUUACCUUUUAUUUUGCCCUGGAUCAUAUACAACAUAUUACCCAGGUUACAGAGUAAGGAUCUAUCGUACUCUUUUUAUGUUCACACUCAGGGAACAGGCAAGGUCUGUCAUUGUGAACCCUCAAGGAAAUUCCAGAAAUCAUAUUCAUGUUGGUGUCAGCACCAGUGACCUGCCGUCCUGAGAGCCACAAAGGUUCAAAUCCUGAGCUUGUUAAGUAGUGUUUUGUUAUUAAAAAAACCCACAGUAAUACAGUUAUCAUACAUGUACCUCAUUUCUAGGUAACAAUAUGGGCAUUAGGCUGUUAGAUAAUAAUAAUCAACAGGACAUAACCUCAUCUAGUGAUUCAGAGAGUGUACCAUGCAUUUAUUAACUCCACAUGCAUAGUUUAUGUUUGCUAUUUCUUUGACUGCCAAAAAGUAUUACACAAAAAUGUGAAACUGUGAGGUUUCUCCUACUUGAACAAUGUAUUUUCAUCACAUUGGAAUAAUUCAGCUUAAACAGCUUUAUUUCAUAUGAAAUUUCAUAUUCAUCAAAAUAUAGGUGCAGUAGGAUCACUCAUCACCUUCUAACUUCACACACCUUCAAUAACUAAACAUUUCUACAACACUGUUUCAACCAUGGCCGGUUACUUUAAGAGGAAAAACAUAAAAACUUCCUCUUUCACAUAUAGAGGUGGACAUGGUCCGUAAUAAAUUAGGCCAUCUUUCUCUUCAUCUUGAAUUUUCUGCAGAGAUUUUGUUCAUUUUUUUGAGAACAAAAUCUUUCUAUUUUCUAAAUUUAGAAAUUUUUUUCUAUAAUUCCAAUAUAUUAUCUGCCCCAUCACAUCAUUGUUUCAACAAGCCACAUCAACUGAGAAAAAAAUAAACGCCGAGAACUAUCGGACAUGUGAAAUGAAAUUAAUUAAAAAUAAAUGUAAUAAAAUUCUAACACGCUCAAGUCUAAUUAUCUCUUCAGAAUAUUUAACAAUCUUUUUUUUAAUCUGCAAUUUUUCCAUAAGGCAAAAUACUGUGUCUGGUAUAUGUUAUUCUGUGAACUCAGGGGAAAUGUGCAGCAUCAGGAGGUCUUGACCUCUGCGCACCACCAUGUUGAUGCUGUCAUUUGUCCGUACUGCAUUGUAGAUUUCUUCUGAGGUGUUCACCUUUUUCCCAUUGACUUCCACCACAAUGUCACCUGGUUUCAUACCCGCUCUGACACACACAAAGAACACAGUGUUCACAUGAAAACAUAUUUAUAAACCAUAUUCCACAA